AUGCAAGGCCUUGGACAACUUGCCGCCUCUCUAGUAACACUGAUCGUAGUCAUCGGUUACAAAGACCAGUUGAUUUCUGUGGCAUCUGUCGGCGAAUGUGUAGGUCAAUGUGCUUCCACAGUCGACAAAAUGUGGCGUAUCAUCAUCGCGUUUGGAGGCAUACCUGGCUGGUUUGCUCUCUACUACCGUCUCACCAUUCCCGAAACACCUCGUUACACAUUCGAUGUGCUUUACGAUGUCGAGAAGGCUUCGGUCGAUGCACGAAAGUACCGCUAUGGAAAGCAGGGCAAUACCAUCGACCCGGUAGCGCGGGCCAAGGGACGCAACGAAAUGAUCAAGUACAGAACUCCCCGACCAUCGCUGAGCGAAGUCUUCCGCUUCUAUUCUCAGAAGCGACAAGCCAUUAGGCUCUUUGGCACAUCAAUGUCCUGGUUGUCAGUUACCACCUUCUUACCCAAUCAUCCUUCAGUCUCUUGUUCACCCUUCUGA
Plenodomus lingam JN3 is the source of this 489-nucleotide messenger RNA. NCBI's taxonomy places the organism in Eukaryota, Fungi, Ascomycota, Dothideomycetes, Pleosporales, Leptosphaeriaceae. The record is from RefSeq and is a predicted model, not a curated record.